AGUAAAUAGUUUUUAGGUUUUUACUCUUUGGUUUAUGUUUUGAAUUUUGAUUCGAUUGCGUUUGAGGUUAUAAAUGACGAUAACAAAGAUAAAAAUUACUUAAUUGAAUUAAAAUGACUAUAAAACCGAGAGAAAAAGUAACAGAUGGUGAUGAUGAUCCGGUGGAAUCUAUGUUAAAAAAGGCUGGAUGUCUUGAUUUACAUUACAAAGUCCAGGAGUGUAUUAACACAACAAGAGAUUGGAGGAAAUGUCAAGGAGAAGUUAAUGAUUUCAAGGAAUGUAUUAUGAGGCACAAGCAAGAAAAUGGUAGUAAAAAAUAAUUGUUCUUUUUUUGUAUAAUUAGUUUUAAAUUUUAUUUAUUACGAUUAUGUCUAGAUAUUUAACUGU
Molecule: messenger RNA, 387 nt
Organism: Bicyclus anynana (squinting bush brown)
Lineage: Eukaryota; Metazoa; Arthropoda; Insecta; Lepidoptera; Nymphalidae
Product: cytochrome c oxidase assembly factor 4 homolog, mitochondrial
Exons: 2
Coding region: 114-320 (68 amino acids)
Biological process (GO): mitochondrial respiratory chain complex IV assembly
Cellular component (GO): mitochondrial intermembrane space
Source: RefSeq, a predicted model, not a curated record